Messenger RNA from Actinia tenebrosa (Australian red waratah sea anemone), 3477 nucleotides. Its product is annotated as fibroblast growth factor receptor 2. Gene Ontology annotation, biological process: positive regulation of kinase activity; multicellular organism development; cell surface receptor protein tyrosine kinase signaling pathway. Gene Ontology annotation, cellular component: signaling receptor complex; plasma membrane. Gene Ontology annotation, molecular function: ATP binding; protein binding; transmembrane receptor protein tyrosine kinase activity. NCBI's taxonomy places the organism in Eukaryota, Metazoa, Cnidaria, Anthozoa, Actiniaria, Actiniidae. The record is from RefSeq and is a predicted model, not a curated record.
UUGUUUUGCCUUUGAUUGCAAAUCUACCUUCAGCGAAGUCUGAGGAUGCAGCACCRCAGUUCAUAACAAGACCAAGCAACCAAACUGUUCGCAGUGGAAUGAAUGUUGACUUCAAGUGUGUAGCCUCUGGUUUUCCUCCACCAAAAAUUAAAUGGUACAAGAAAGGAAGAAGGAUUUAUAGUAUACUCACAUGGCGGCACCUCAUAGGAUCUGUAUUUAAAACACUGUAUAUCAUUCCUGUGUAUUGGUCCGAUGCAGGCCAAAUAACUUGUGAGGCAACAAACAGUGCUGGGACUAUCAGAGCACAUGCAUAUCUUAGAGUUGUAUCACAGACCCCACCAAGUUGGACAAAGGAGCCCCAGAAUGUAACUCUCUAUGCUGGUCAAGGAUUCACACUCCCAUGCAGUGCUGAUGCCUACCCAGAUCCUAGCUACAGGUGGACUAGAGGGAUGAACUCUGCUGAUUCAGACCCAUCAAUCAUGGUACGACCUGACGGUGGAAUGAUAAUCACGCCAGCAUCCUUUUCACACAGAGGAUCCUAUACCUGUACUGCAAGUAAUAUUGUUGGAGCAAUCUCAAAAACUGUCUAUGUCAAUGUCUUGGAAGAUCCAUCGAUUAUAAGAGACCCCAAAGAUGCAGUGGGCRUGGUCGGUCAGGACUUGUCGUUACAGUGUGUUGUCAUUGGUAACCCAUCCAUACUUGUAUCUUGGGAAAAAGACGGUACUAAACUGGAUGUCCAGGCAGAUGUUCGUAAAGAUGUAAUGGUACAAAACUGGGACACGACGGCUAAGCUGUACACCCUGAAGAUAAAGCAAGCUAGAAAUAGUGAUGCUGGGAAGUAUAAAUGUGUUGCAAAUGAUGGAAUAAACAUGAAGAUCAGUAACSAAGCAGAAGUUAGCUUUACAGGUUUUUCCAGCCCUCCAACUGUCAAURUCCCCCAUCAAACCAGGACAGUAUCGAAGGGUUCAGAUGCCAUCCUGAAAUGCAUCUUUACAGGAACACCCCUGCCUCAAGACACUUGGUUCAAAUAUGUUUCUGGCAAACAACUGGAACUAAAGAAAACUAUAUCAUUUGUAAAUAAGGCAAAUGUUGAGUCAUCGUUAUUGUUAGACAGUGUGUCAAGAAGUGAUGAAGGAGUUUAUCACUGUCAAGGAAAGAACAAAGCUGGUGUUGCUACUGGAAAUGUAACCCUUAUUUUACCAGCCGAUCCCAGGAAACCAGAAUUAGUGGCCAGCCCAACAACAUUCACAGGAAUCAGAGAUCACAWUAUUAGUCUUUCGUGUAUGUUCACUGGAAUUCCCCAGCCAGAGGUGGAAUGGUACAAAGAUGGUAAAGAGAUAACUGAUGAGCUUGGCCAGAUAGUUCCUGGACACAACAAUACAUACAUAGCCAAGCUAAAUAUAUCUUACAUGGAGUAUAAAGAUGCAGGAACAUACUUGUGUCGAGGGCUGAAUCCAUACGGUCAAGUAGAUGGGAAUGUCMCCCUGGUGAUCAAAGGAAGACCAAUGCCACCAAAUUCCCUUUAUGCAGAAGUAAAAUCCCAAACACUGAUCCUGGUUACCUGGACGCCAGGAAUACCAGGUGGGGUUCCUGUGUCUUACACCAUUGAGUACAAACACAACGAUAGUCAUUCAUGGAMAGAAGUAGAGGCUGGAAGCAACACAUCUAAGACCCUGAGACAUGAUGAAGGAUGGUAUGGAACGGUGUUAAAAGUGCGCGCUUCGAAUAGUUAUGGAUCAAGCAAGCCUAGUGAAACGUUCUAUGUUGAAGGCAAAUCUCUUCCUGGAAAAGAAAAUGUAACGGUACCAAUGGCCAAGAACCCAACCAGGCAGGAGAAGAGUAGAUCUGGGGGAGAAGCCCUAGUGAUAGGCAGCUCAGUCGGAGCUAUAUUACUUGUCAUUGUCUUGCUGCUUAUAAUGCUUGUGUUAUGGAGGAAAAGAGUGUYAAAGAGUAACAAAAGAAAUCGCGCAAGACCUUCACCGUCGUCUGUCUUGUACACGAGAUCUAACGAAGAAGAAGAACUUCUCGACAACACAGGUCUGGCUUACUCCUACGUCCCUGUGACCACAGAUGGAGCCGAGGCAUUAGACAGACAGCCAUCAGCCGAGGAGAACAACUACCAGACAGUAGGUAAGCCUGCUGACUGGGAGGUCCCUAAGAGAUGCUUGACGAUGGAUAAAGAACUAGGAACAGGGCAUUUUGGUACAGUUGUAAAAGCAUUUAUGARGACAGAGAGUGGAAAUAAAACUGUAGCUGUUAAAAUGUUAAAAGCAAAUGCUGAUGCUCUGCACAAGAAAGAAUUUCUAGCAGAACUGGAUCUGAUGAAGAGCAUGAAGCCUCAUCCUAAUAUAGUUUGUUUGAUUGGAAGCUGCACAAAAGGGGAUAACCCGUACAUUAUAGUAGAGUACUGUGCUCUAGGCAGUCUACAGGAUUUACUCAGAAAGAGCCGAGGUAAUCGAGUGUAUUCCAACUUGGCAGGAGGAAGUGUAAGCCUGACAUCUCGAGACUUGUUGUCAUUCAUGUGGCAGGUAGCACGUGGAAUGAGUUAUCUGGCAAGCUUGAAGCUUGUUCACCGUGACUUGGCAACACGCAACGUUCUUGUAGACACGGGGAACAUCUGUAAGAUUGCWGAUUUCGGUUUGGCCAGAGAUAUCUACGAAGACAACCAAUAUCUGAAAACCACAGAGGGUGAGCUCCCCCUGCGAUGGAUGGCCAUUGAAUCCAUCUUUCACGGCAUCACGACWACAGAAAGUGACGUUUGGUCAUUUGGUGUUCUGAUGUGGGAAAUCAUCACACUCGGUGCCAAACCUUACCCUGGUUUCACAAGAGAACAACUCAUAAGUAAUCUACACUUGGGAUACCGAAUGCCUCGUCCGCCGUACUGUAAGGAAGAACUAUACGCAGUCAUCUGGCAGUGCUGGCAGAAGGAACCUUCGGAGAGACCCAACUUCUCGAUGCUUUGCAGAACUCUUAAUCGCAUGCUCACGGCAGARAAGGUUUUGAUUGACUUGGACAACAUAGACGCGAAGUACAUAAAUGCCAACUCCAAUGGGGAACCCAUCUCACCUGCAGCAAAGGAUCCUAAAUGUUGAUUUAGUUUAUUAACCAAUAAGGACUGAGUAACUAGAUCACGUGAACAGCAUUCUCACGUUUGAUCUUAACCAAUCAAAAAACGUACUCUUUAGUCAUGUGACGAACACAAGAUUUAGCUGCAAUUGAAAACCAUCCAAACAAUAUCAAWUAAUAAUUUCAAUACCAUAGUUAGAUAAAUUCCUCUCGUCCUACUUUUGUAGAUUUUAUCUAAAAAAWUUUUUAUUGGAUCUUAUCUAUUUCAUUUUUAAUCCAAUUCACAUAAUGUCAUCGUAAGUAAAUUUCAUUCCAAGAUUUUGAUGUAGACCGCUUUUUAGACCUACUGAAAAAUAACAUGUUGUAAAUAAUCUUUCAUGUAGAUCAAAUAAAGACACAGCAAAACCGCAA